AUGACAACAGACGGAUUUUCGCAAUUUUGCGGUUCACCUUUCUGGAAUUCAUCUUUGACUUGGAGUUCAGAUGAAAAUGCCUGGCUAGAAUUCACAGGAUGCUUUCAAAACACUGUACUAGUCUGGGUACCUUCUGCCUGGCUACUGUUUACCACACCUUCUUAUAUAUACCACCUUUACCAAAAUGCACAGCAGCAGAGACACAUAACUACUCAGAACCUUGCAAAAUCUAUAAUCAGUUUGCUACUAGCCUUUAUAACAUUCCUGGAGCUUGUUCAGAAAUUAGGAGCAGCUGGUGUAAAAGCUCCCCCAGUUUUUUAUUUCUCCAGUGCAUUACAAAUUAUUUGCUAUCUAUUAACAGGAAUCAUUGUCCAAGCAGAACGAUUAAAAGGUGCCAUCACUUCACCCACACUCUUUAUUUAUUGGCUGUUUACAAUAACGGCUGGAAUAAUUCCCUUUUAUUCUCGUAUUCUCCAGCAUCAAGAAAACUCUGAUCUUGUCAGCUUUGUCAUUUUCUACAUUUCCUAUGCAUUUUUACUGAUCCACCUUCCAGUUAGAAACCAGAGUCAGUUUUUGAUAAGCAGUUUUGAAAGGCAUUGGAACAAAGAAGUUAGACGAUGUGAAAAACUCAAGAAAAAGAAAGACUUUUGCCCCCCAAAAGAACAAGAAAUCAAUGUAUUCAAUGAAUCUACUCCUCUGCUCGGGAAAUACAAAAAAUUUGAAGAUACAAACACUGAAGAAAUAAAGAGUUCAUUUCUUGAUGAAGAUAACAAAGAUGCAUUUGCUCCUUCUCUCAUCCGUGCUCUAAUUUAUAAUUUCAGUGGCAGUUUUUUAGUAGCUUUUACUUGCAGAUUGGUUUCUGAUGUAAUAAGCUUCUUAAACCCCGUACUACUCAAUUUUUUGAUUGCCUUCACGGACAGUAAUGAUCCCAUCUGGAAAGGUUUUGUGCUUGCUGUUGGUCUUUUGGUUACAAAAAUCUUCUCCAUUUUCAUUCUCUCACAGUUUGAACGAUUAAACCUGACCACAUGUAUGCAAAUGAAGUAUGCCCUGAUUGGUGCAAUCUAUAAAAAGUCACUCAAACUCAGUAGUGAAGCGAAGCAGAGAUUUACAACAGGAGAAAUUGUAAACCUGAUGUCUGUUGAUUGUGAACGAAUUGAUGAAAGAUUGCAAGUUCUCUGGAUCCUGUUGUCAUCCCCACUUCAGAUUUCUAUCGCAUUAUACUUUCUCUAUAACAUCCUUGGAGUGUCUGCAUUUUCUGGACUUGCUAUCAUCAUUGGUUUCAUCCCAAUUAAUUUGCUGGUCACCAAGUACAUGGGAGUUUUUGCUCUGGCUCAAAUGAAGGUGAAAGAUCACAGACUGAAUAUCUUUGGUGAGGUUUUAAAUGGAAUCAAGGUUCUUAAGCUGUAUGCAUGGGAAGGAUCAUUUGAAGACAAAAUCAAAAAUAUACGUCAGAAGGAGAUGAUUUUACUCAAAAAAUCAAGUCUCUUUCUCUCAGGUCUCUGGUUUAUAUGGACAAUGUCACCAUUCGUAGUUAUGUUGGCUUCAUUUGCCACAUACGUGUUGACCACAGGUAAAGUUCUUGAUGCUCAGACAGCAUUUGUAGCACAGUCUUUGUUUAAUAUGAUGAGAGUUCCUAUGAAUCUCUUACCCGAGAUGUUUAUCAACCUUGCAGAGUGUUAUGUCUCACUUAAACGACUGAAGACUUAUUUCAAUGCAGAGGAGAUCGAUCCCAACAAUGUUCUCCAUGGAACAUUUGAAGGAAAUCCAGUUGUUAUUGAAAAUGGAACAUUUUCAUGGAAAAAAUAUGGAGAAAACAUUCUUCAAGGAAAUAAAGAUAUGACUCUCUCCCUCACACUUGGUCACUCUCCCUCUCUCAGAAUUGAUUACUCUCUCUCUCUUCCUCCCUCACACUUGGUUACUCUCUCUCUCUCACUUAUUCUCUCUCUGUUAUACUCUCCCACUGUUACCUCUCUUUCUCUCUCUCCCAGUCAAUCUUUCUCUCUCUCCCUCUCAGUUAAUCUCUAUCUCUCCCUCUCACACUCUGUCAAUUCCUCUCUUUUGAUCAAUCACUCUCUGUCACACUCGUCAAUCUCUCUCUCUCUCACACAUUCGGUCAAUCUCUCUCUCUCUCUCACACAUUCGGUCAAUCUCUCUCUCUCUCUCACACAUUCGGUCAAUCUCUCUCACAUUCGGUCAAUCUCUCUCUCUCUCUCUCUCUCUCUCAUUUGGUCAUUCUUUCUCUCUUUCUCACUCAGUCAAUCUCUUUCUCUCUUUUGCUCGGUCAAUUGGUGUGAGAGAGAGAGAUUGACUAUCUCUCUCUUUAGUCAGUCUCUUUCUCUCUCUCUGUCACUCUUUCUCUCUCUCUCUCUGUCAGUCUCUUUCUCUCUCUCUCUCUCUGUCAUUCUUGAAUUAAUUGAUAUUUCCAUCCAAGAGGGUUCUUUGGUGGCAGUUGUUGGCCAAGUGGGAAGUGCCAAAUCAUCUUUGCUUUCAUGCAUUUUAGGUGAUAUGAAUAAAAGAUCUGGAAAUGUUUAUGUGAAGGGGAGCAUUGCUUAUGUACCUCAAGAAGCUUGGAUUCAAAAUGCUACAAUUAAAGACAACAUUUUGUUUGGAAGUCCUUAUAUCAAACAAAAAUACAAGAAAGUUCUAGAAGCUUGCCAAUUACUACAUGACUUGGAAAUUUUGCCAGCAGGAGACUUGACAGAAAUUGGUGAAAAGGGUAUUAAUCUUAGUGGUGGACAGAAACAGAGGAUUUCUCUUGCUAGAGCUGUGUAUGCUGAUGCUGACAUCUACCUCUUGGAUUCACCACUUAGUGCAGUUGAUGCAAAUGUUGGCAAAGAAAUUUUUGAAAAUAUUCUUUCCUCCAACGGGAUUUUGAAAAGAAAAACCAGAAUUUGGGUAACAAAUGCAAUACAAUGGCUUCCACGUGUUGAUAGUGUGAUUGUGUUGAGUGGAGGCUAUAUAACUGAUGUUGAUUCUUAUGAAAAACUGAUCAACAAAGAAGGAAAAUUUUCAGAGUUUCUAAAUACAUACAAAUUUCAUCAGUCAGAGAGUAGCAAUGAAGAACAAGUAGUUGCUCAAAUUCCAACUGAUAAACUGGGUAGACAGAUAUCAAUUCUGUCUGAUAUUUCAGAAUCUUCAAUUUUAUCACAUAGAAGUUCAAAAAAUGCUGACUUUAUCGGGCGAUAUCUUACUGAAGAAGAAUACAAAGCAGAAGGCUCUGUGAAAAUGAAAAUCUAUUUCUCCUAUUUAAGUGCAAUGGGACUUGGUUUUACAGCAGUAAUGCUUAUUGGUGAAACACUAUUCCAAGCCAGUGACAUUGGUUCAUCUUUGUUGCUUACUAAAUGGACAGAUGAUCCUUUUCUGAGUAACAGUUCCAACUUAAAUUCUUCUGAGUAUUCUCACUUGACUAAUGAAUAUCUUUCUGGAUAUUCAUUAUUUGGCCUCAGUCAAGCUGUCUUCAUUCUGUUGUUUACUUUCACCGGAGCAUUUGCUUAUGUUCGGGCUGCAUUUCGUUUGCAUAACAACAUGCUGUACAGUGUCCUACGAACUCCACUUUCAUUCUUUGACACAACUCCAAUGGGUCGGAUCACAAAUCGGUUCUCUCAGGAUAUUGACAUCAUUGAUAAUGCCCUCCGAAAUGAGAUGAAUACGCUAUUCCAUACAGUUGAGACGUUAUCAGGCACAGCCUCCAUUCGGGCUUAUGGGGCCACUGAACGCUUUAUUCAACAGUCUCAGAAACGAGUUAAUGAUAACAUAAAGCCAUUUUACUGUUUGGUGUUGGCUAACGAAUGGCUAGCUUUACGUAUACAGCUACUCAGUUCUGUCAUGGUGUUUUCUGCCUGUGCUGCUGGAAUUAUGUCCCGUGGAAGUUUAAAUGGAUCUCUUCUUGGCAUGUCUAUCAAUUAUGCUUUUGAAAUCACUCAAAUUUUGAAUUGGUUGCUUAGUGUGAUAGUUCAGUUCCAGACAAGUUUCAUCUCGGUGGAACGUGUAAAUGAAUUUUGCCACCUUCAAUCUGAGGCAUCCUGGCAUAUUGAUAAUGAAGAUAUCGACCAGAAUUGGCCAGUGACCGGUAAUUUGGAGUUUAAUGAUUAUCGCACAAGAUACCGACCUGGAUUAGAUUUGGUGCUCAAGGGAAUUAACUGUUACAUUCCUUCUGGAGAAAAGGUUGGAGUUGUUGGUCGUACAGGUGCAGGAAAGUCUUCUCUUACUCUUGCACUAUUUCGGAUCAUUGAAGCUGCUGAUGGAUCCAUCUUGAUUGAUGGCCAAAAUAUUUCAGAUAUGGGUCUUCAUGAUCUAAGAUCAAAACUGACUAUUUUUCCACAGGAUCCUGUCUUGUUUUCGGGCUCAUUAAGAAGUAAUCUGGACCCUUUCCAGGUGUACUCAGAUUCUGAUAUUUGGAAAGCACUCAAACAUGCCCAUUUAACAGGUUAUGUACAAAGACAUGCUGCAGGAUUGCUAUAUGAAUGUGGAGAAAAUGGACAGAAUCUCAGUAUGGGCCAAAAACAACUGGUAUGCUUGGCUCGUGCCUUACUACAUAAGACAAAAUUAUUGGUGCUAGAUGAAGCCACUGCUGCUGUUGAUUUGGAAACGGAUGCUCUUAUACAGCAGACUAUUCGAAAAGAGUUUUCUGACUGUACAAUCCUCACUAUUGCCCAUCGACUGAACACAAUUCUUGAUUAUGACAGAAUUAUGGUGCUGGACCAUGGCUCUAUUGUAGAGUUUGAUUCUCCACAAAACCUCCUGAAGGACAAAGAAUCAAGAUUCUUCCAGAUGGCUCAGGAUGCUGCGGUUCCAACUCGCACAAAUAUGGCGACCACAGGUACAGAUAAGUCUACACGUAAAGUUGCAUUGAUCACCGGUAUUACCGGGCAGGAUGGUUCCUAUUUGGCAGAAUUCUUACUUGCUAAAGGAUAUGAGGUUCAUGGAAUUAUUCGCCGAGCCAGUACAUUUAACACACAUCGUAUUGAACAUCUAUAUGCAGAUCCAAAGACACACAAAGAAGGAUCAAUGCAUCUGCAUUAUGGAGACAUGACAGACAGCACCAAUUUGGGGAAAAUUGUCAGUGAAGUUCAACCAACUGAAAUCUACAAUCUAGCAGCCCAGAGCCAUGUGAAGGUGUCAUUUGAUCUGGGAGAGUACACAGCAAAUGUAGAUGGCAUUGGAACUCUUCGUUUACUUGAUGCUGUUCGUACAUGUGGACUGACAGACAAAGUGAAAUUCUAUCAGGCAUCAACUAGUGAAUUAUAUGGAAAAGUCCAAGAAAUCCCACAGAAGGAGACCACACCAUUCUAUCCUCGUUCACCAUAUGGUGUUGCCAAAUUAUAUGCUUACUGGAUUGUCAUUAAUUAUCGUGAAGCCUAUGGUAUGUUUGCUUGCAAUGGCAUUUUGUUUAACCAUGAAAGCCCUAGAAGAGUUGUGUGCCAUGGUACUUCAGGAAGCACGUUCUCUCAAACCCUAUCUUUCAAUAUUUCUCCCACUUCCUUUCUCUUCUUGCUGACCCCCCCCCACUUUUAUUUAUCCUUUUCUUUUUUUUCCCUCCUUUUCAUUUUUCUCGUUGAUCUUUUUCAACUCCCUCUAUUAUUUGUUUUUUUUCUCUCCCUCUUUAAAAAACGUUUUCCUUAUCUUUUUCUUUCUUUCUCUCUCUCUUGUUUUCUUCUUACAAGGAAAUCAUUUUGCAAUUUUUCUUUUGCUUGUCUUUCUGUCUCUUUUUGGUUGUGUACAUGCAUGUCUCUUGCCUCUCUCUCGUCGCUCUCUCCCUCUCUCGUCGCUCUCUCUCUCUCCCUCUCUCGUCGCUCUCUCCCUCUCUCGUCGCUCUCUCUCCCUCUCUCUCUCCCUCUCUCGUCGCAUUCUCUCUCUCUCCCUCUCCCCUCUCUCGCUCUCCCCUCUCUCGUCGCUCUCUCCCUCUCUCAUCGCUCUCUCCCUCUCUCGUCGCUCUCCCUCUCUCGUCGCUCUCUCCCUCUCUCUCGCUCUCCUCUCUCCCUCUCUCGUCUCUCUCUCUCUCUCUCGUCGCUCUCUCUCUCUCUCUCCCUCUCUCCCCGCUCUCCCCUCUCUCCCCCUCUCGUCGCUCUCCCUCUCCCCUCUCUCGUCUCUCUCCCCCUCUCUCGUCGCUCUCCCUCUCUCUCCUCUCUCUCUCUCUCUCCUCUCGUCCUCUCCCUCUCUCGUCGCUCUCCCUCUCUCGUCGCUCUCCCCCCCUCUCUCGUCGCUCUCCCUCCCUCUCUCCCUCCCUCUCUCCCCCUCUCGUCGCUCUCUCUCUCUCCCUCUCUCGUCGCUCUCUCUCUCUCCCUCUCUCGUCGCUCUCUCUCUCCCUCUCUCUCUCUCUCUCUCUCCCCUCUCUCUCUCUCUCUCUCUCUCUCGCCCUCUCUCUCCCUCUCUCGUCGCCUCUCCCCCUCUCUCUCUCUCCCUCUCUCGUCGCUCUCUCUCUCUCUCUCCUUGAUCUUUGCUCACGCUCUCUUUUCCGCUCUCUCUCUCGCUGACGCUCUCUUUUCCGCUCUCUCUCUCGCUGACGCUCUCUUUUCCGCUCUCUCUCUCGCUGACGCUCUCUUUUCCGCUCUCUCUCUCGCUGACGCUCUCUUUUCCGCUCUCUCUCUCACGCUCUCUUUCCUUUCCUCGCUCUCUCUCUCGCUGACGCUCUCUUUUCCGCUCGCUCUCUCUCUCGCUGACGCUCUCUUUUCCCCUCUCUCUCUCUCUCGCUGA
Acanthosepion pharaonis is the source of this 6693-nucleotide messenger RNA. Lineage: Eukaryota; Metazoa; Mollusca; Cephalopoda; Sepiida; Sepiidae. The record is from the annotation of a GenBank genome assembly.